AUGGCCAACGGGAAGGGAGAGGAGGUGAAGCUGUUGGGGGCGUGGGCGAGUCCGUACGUGGCCAGGGUGAAGCUGGCGCUCCACCUCAAGGGCGUGAGCUACGAGUACAUGGAGGAGGACCUCACCAACAAGAGCGAGCUGCUCCUCCGCUCCAACCCCAUCCGCAAGAUGGUGCCCGUGCUCAUCCACGGCGGAAAACCCAUCUGCGAGUCGCAGGUCAUCGUCCAGUACAUCGACGAGGCCUUCCCCUCUGUCGGCCCGGCACUCCUCCCAGUCGACCCCCACGAGCGCGCGGUGGCCCGCUUCUGGGCCACCUACGUGGACGACAAGGUGCUGCCGCCGUGGGGGAUGCUCUUGAGGGCAAAGACGGACGAGGUCGAGGAGAGGGCGGAGUGGAUGAGGCAGACCAUCGCAGCGGUGGAUGCGCUGGAGGAAGGAGUGAGGGAGUGCUCGAAGAGCAAGGGGCUCUUGGGCGGUGACGACGUCGGCUACCUCGACGUCUUGCUUGGGGGCAUGGUCCCGUGGGUGUACGCCACCGAGAAGAUCUCCGGUCACAACUUCUUCGGUGCCAGCAAGGCCCCGCUGCUGGCGGCAUGGAUGGAGCGCUUCGCGGAGCUGGACGCUGCCAAGGCGGUGUUCCAGGACGUCGACAGCUUGGUAGAGUACGCUGGGACCGUACUUUCCGGCACGGCUGUAAGCAACUGAUAAACCCCCGGUAGGCAUGGAGACCUGCUCCCCUGGUAGUUGUCUAUUUGCAUGUCCAUUUUCUUGUAUUUCUUGUAAUGAAAGUAGCAGGGUGGCCCACAUGUCAAUAAUGCUAAACAUGCAAAGGUUUAUCUUUUCAAACUAA
This is a messenger RNA of Triticum dicoccoides, 850 nucleotides long. Its product is annotated as probable glutathione S-transferase GSTU6. Gene Ontology annotation, molecular function: glutathione transferase activity. Gene Ontology annotation, biological process: glutathione metabolic process. The record is from RefSeq and is a predicted model, not a curated record. The transcript has a single exon. Lineage: Eukaryota; Viridiplantae; Streptophyta; Magnoliopsida; Poales; Poaceae. The coding region runs from base 1 to 705 and encodes 234 amino acids. Gene Ontology annotation, cellular component: cytoplasm.